Molecule: messenger RNA, 3492 nt
Organism: Paecilomyces variotii
Lineage: Eukaryota; Fungi; Ascomycota; Eurotiomycetes; Eurotiales; Thermoascaceae
Product: AMP-binding enzyme family protein
Exons: 2
Coding region: 1-3492 (1163 amino acids)
Biological process (GO): fatty acid metabolic process
Molecular function (GO): medium-chain fatty acid-CoA ligase activity
Source: RefSeq, a predicted model, not a curated record
AUGGCGAUUGAGACCACAACCAUCCAGCGCCUUGUUGCGCAAUCAAAAGAUGAGCGACAACGCGAACCAGCAGAUGAUCUGGUCACUGUGUUCGACCGGGUCGCGCAACGACAUCCUGAUCGCACGGCUGUCAUGUCGCUCCAUCAGAAAGAUCACCUCGGCAUGGGUACUCUUCGCUGGACAUAUUCUCAACUCCGCGAUGGGAGUAUCCGCCUAGCUCAUCGACUUGCUGCUGCGGGCGUACGGCGAGGGAAUCGUAUCGCCACCUUUUUGUUUAAUGAAAUUGAAUGGGCGAUCUUGUUUCUUGCGAGUGCGCGGCUGGGAUGCCACUUUGUCCCGCUGGAUCCUCGAACCCUCAAUCAACCAUCCGAUGCGGUGUAUCUUUUGAGAAAAGUUUGGGCUGAGUCAAUCUUUGUGUCGAAUCUCAGCCUUGCCCGCCAGAUUGAGAAUAUCCUUGAGACGGAAUUAAUGCCACAGAUACGAGUAAAAUGCGUUCUCUCUACAGGAGUAGUAGGAGAAGUAGAUGGCUCUCUGCCACGCGGCUGGACGACUCUAGCUGCACUCAUGACUGGGCCUUCUCCUACAACAAAUUCGAUUUCUUCGUUAAAGCGCGAUGAUACCAUCCUCAUGCUAUGUACCAGUGGUACAACAUCUCGCCCGAAAGUCUGCCCUCAUACAUCGGUUACCAUCGUCACUCCGGCGUUGGGACUUGCCGAUCACUGGUCGAUAGGGCCAGAAAGUACUCUCUGCCAGCACUUGCCCUCUUUCCACAUUUUUAGUGUUGCGUUUAUCUUGACAUUUUGGGUAUCCGGUGGAACUGUCGUGUUUCCAAGUCCUGAAUUUAACGUCACGGCAUCCUUCGAGGCACUCGGGUCAGGAUCCAAGGUGUAUAUGGCCUGCGUACCGACAAUGGUCUACGCUAUGCAUACCUACUCAACGACCGCUGACAAGAAGCUCCCCUCUCCGUUCGGGAUCUGUCUUGGAGGAGCCCCUAUCACGCCGGAUGUCCUGUGGACGUGCAAGUCGCUCGGUGCGAAACAGAUCAUUGCGGGAUACGGGACGACUGAAGGUGUUGCGACGUUAUUCAACCCGAUGGAUGUGAACGACCCGAGAAUUACAAACGCUGAGGACGGUGACGAUGUCUGUCUAGGGACUGCGAAAGGGGGAUCUCAUCUUCGCAUUUGUGCUCCGGGUAGCAGAGAACCCUUGCGUUGCGGUGAAAUCGGCGAGCUCCACCAAGGAGGUUAUCCGGUCUUUGAUGGAUAUUUUGACGGUAGUAAGGAAGAUAAUUCCAGCUGCUACCGUGAGGGAGCCGUGCCUUGGUUUGCGACUGGAGAUCGUGGAUAUAUGGAUGAGGAGGGUUGUGUCUAUCUACUGGGGAGAUACAAGGACUUGAUCAUUCGGGGAGGUGAAAAUAUCUCCCCGUUGAAGAUCGAACAAUGCUUAUGCGGUCAGCCGGGAGUUAAAAGUGCGGUAGUGGUUGGAGCACCCGAUGAUAUUGCGGGUGAAGUCCCAGUAGCUGUCAUCGAGACACGCGACGAGAAAAGCAAGGCUUUCUUCAACGAGCUUCAGUCCGCUGUGAUACGAGCCCUGGGCCGGUCGUUCGCGCCGAAACUGAUCCUGCACCUUCAAAAUGAUCUGGGCCGCGAGAAAUACCCAACGACUACCUCCGGCAAGAUUAAGAAAAAUAUAAUCAAGGAAUGGGUGGUGGGUCAUAUAGAGAACCAUACGACACCGGAGUCUCUUGACAUCAGUGAGGAACUCACGGCCUGUUGGUCUGCUAUCUCUGGAGUAGAGCCUGAGAAUAUCAAGCCUGACAUGCCAAUUCGCACGUUCACAGACAGCACGAUGCAGAUCCAGUUCCUUAACCUGGCGAAGAAGAAGGGAUGGAAGCUCACCCUGAAGGAUUUGUUGGCUGCGGAUACCGUCCAGAAGCAAGCUCAGCUAUUGGGUAAGAAAGGAACAGCACAGUUGAGCCUUCCUGUGUCACCUCAAUCGACCACCAGCGCCAUCAUUGUCGAUAUCAAGAAGGAAAUAGCUGCUUCGCAGUUGGGAAUCGACGCAGAUGAUAUCGAGGAGCUUGUCCUAAUGACGGACAUCCUCGGACUCAUGGGCGUGAACCGGCCGUUCCCUGGUGCCUGGGAUUUCCGGAUACCUUUCAUCAUCCGACGGCCUUUGACUGCAGAUCAAGUAACGGCCGUCUUAGAGACAUGGCUGCGGCGACACGGGUUACUGCGCAGCAUGGUUGCGACUGUUGACAACGAAAGGCCAGUCUAUGCAGUCAUGCGCCCCCUUGAAUCUUGGCUUGAACAGCAAAUAAUCCAUGGGCCCGAAGUCGAGAACAUAAAAGCAGUGAUAGACUACCAACCGGAGGACUGCGUUGAUUCGAGGACUGGACCUCUCUGCAAACUCACCGUUCUACCUGUGCGAGGGACAUCCAUCUGCGGAUUUAUUCUGCACAUGCAUCAUGUUAUUUUCGAUGGGGCACUGCUAGGACGCUGGUUCCAGGAUCUAGAUCAUCUUUUAGAUGGGAAGCCUAUGUUAACAUGGCAACCUUACCGUCAUUUCGCCGCUGCCUAUGAUGCAUAUCGGUCGACUCCGGAGGCCGACGAGUCGGUCGAGUUUUACGCCCGCAGGCUCCGGGGCAUUUCUGCUGCUAAAGAUGCCAUAUUGCCCUUUGGGCGCCCGAUUGAGGAAGGCCAUAUGGUGUACUUUGGUCAUCUGCACGAGGACGGUAUCAUUGGGCCCGGGCAUGCAGCGUACACACGAACUAUCGUUAGUUCCGACGUUCGCCUUCCUCAUCUUACACAGAUGCGGUUGGCUUUUGGCAUAUCUGCCCCGAUCAUCGCCAUGGCUGCCUGUGCCUUGGUCAAUGUCCGACACUCGGGAGCACGCGAGGCUAUUUUCCUAAACCUCCAGUCCGGCCGGUCGUGGCCUCUGGAAGCCGACACAAGUACUGCACCAUCAAGCACGAUGGAAAUCGAUGGACCGACCUUCACGAACCCGGCUUCACGCAUUCCCGUCGUACCAGACGAAACUGCGCUCGAAUUGCUGACCAAAAUUCGAGCCGAUCAGGACGAGAUGAUGGUUCGUGAACAUGCUCCAAUCGGUAGAGUUUUCGACAAGCUGGCGCAAUUCGAAAACGGCACUGCCGAUAUUGCUAUGGUCCGCGACCUUUUCCAUGGCCAAAUAUUCGACUGGCUGUUAGAGCCAUUCACGGUAAAGCCCGAGCAGGCUCUGGAGAUGAUUGGAUCGACCCAUCUGUCUCCAACAGCAUGGUCAUGGAUGCCCUAUUUGAAGGACAGGAACGUAAUGCAUAUGGACAUGAUUCACAUGUAUCCGGACCUGCCUGAGAAGGAGGCGGAAUACAUUCUUCAGCACUUUCUGUGUGCGGCUGCUUGGUUGGCGGACCCAGAGAAUGCACAGAAGCCAGUUUCCCGGUGUCGAUAUGAUGGGUAUGAAUUGGCACCUGUGGUUUGUGUAAGGCAGUAG